Molecule: messenger RNA, 7781 nt
Organism: Brassica rapa (field mustard)
Lineage: Eukaryota; Viridiplantae; Streptophyta; Magnoliopsida; Brassicales; Brassicaceae
Product: protein HAPLESS 2
Source: RefSeq, a predicted model, not a curated record
CAAAGAUGAUAGAGUUGAAAUGAAGUAUUUUUAGACAUUCAAUAGCCCUUUGUAACAAAAAAAAAAAGACAUUCGAUAGCCCACUUCCAACUUUCUAGAGAAGCAUCUUGUUUGCUCUGGAUGUUGGUGAAUAAUCUUCUUCCAUGGAGAAUAACUUUGCCCUCUCUGUUACGAAGAAUCCAAGAAAUUCCACUUUGCAUUCUGAUCUUAUCCCAUGCGCAGCCAAUAUCACAUUUGAGCCAUGAGAUAGGAGGAGGUUUCCAGCCAAAUAUGUUCUUCUUUUUCUUUUCCUAAGUCAAUGAAUUUUUCUUGUUUUUCAAUAUACUUGAUAAGGAACCCGUGAUCAACAUUUUUGUAGGUACUUUAAACCUGGAACCUCCACUUAACCCCAUUCCAUAAUUUGUUUCAAAAUAUAAUUUAAAAUAAAAAAUAUCUAAGUUUACUCCAUUUUCUACACUAUAAUGAAAUAAAUAUGGAUUUAUUUUAUGGACUAAUCACUUUAUUUUUAGUUCAUUAUUCUAUUUUCCAUUCAAUUUAUGGAAUACGGUUAGAAUAAACUCAAUUCUAUUUUAGAGUGAAAAGUAAAGUUUAAGAUCCAAAUACUAGAUCAUUUCCAAUGAAAAAUAUAUGUACUAGAUCAUUUUCAAUGAAAAAAUCUAUUUUUCUCCGAAAUAGAAUAACUUUUAAAAUAAUGAACAAAAAAAAUGAUUGUUAUAUUUAUAGAGUAAACGCUCCAUUACGAAGUGGAAAAUGUAGUAAUAUAUUAGAAUAUGUUUUUGUUCAAAAUUCCAUUUUGAAGUAAAUUAUGAAGUAUUAAUAGAGAUGCUCUUACAAGAUUAUUCUUUUUGAUAAUGAUUUUUUUGUUUCUUCUGAUUCAACGUUAUUGCAAUGGUUUAGUUUGGUUUACUUAUAAACCAACUCCAACUCUACCAAUACAGAAAUUAGAAAACCAAAUCAACCGUUGGAAAAAUAUUAAGAGAAGAAAACAUAGCAGUUUCUCAAAACAAACCACCAUUUCUUCUCCUUUAGCGUGUCCGAUUAAGAAAGAGAGAUGGAUCACGCGAUGUUAAUGGCUCUUAUAAUCGCCGCAGCUUUCCUCGUUGUAUUCAACAAAGUGGACGGAGUCCAGAUCUUGUCUAAAUCAAAGCUAGAAAAGUGUGAGAAGACAAACGAUUCGGGAAACCUCAACUGCUCAACUAAAAUCGUCUUGAAUCUCGCUGUCCCCAGUGGAUCCAGCGGAGGAGAGGCUUCGAUUGUAGCCGAGAUCGUCGAAGUGGAAGAUAAUUCGAAUAGCAACAUGAAAACCGUACGUAUCCCACCGGUUAUCACAGUGAACAAAUCAGCAGCAUAUGCUCUCUAUGACCUAACUUACAUUAGGGAUGUGCCUUAUAAACCUCAAGAGUUUCACGUUACCACUCGAAAGUGUGAGCCAGAUGCUGGACCAGAUAUCGUUGGAAUAUGCGAGAGGUUGCGUGAUGACAAAGGUAACGUUCUGGUGCAGACUCAGCCUGUCUGUUGUCCAUGUGGACCACAAACAAGAGUUCCUUCAUCUUGUGGAGACAUAUUUGAGAAGUUGAUAAAAGGGAAAGCAAACACUGCGCAUUGCCUUCGUUUCCCUGGUGACUGGUACCACGUUUUCAGCAUUGGACAACGGUCUCUAGGGUUUAGCGUGCGUAUUGAGUUGAAGACAGGAACUAGAGUUUCAGAAGUGAUCAUUGGUCCUGAAAAUAGAACAGCUACUGCAAAUGAUAACUUCCUCAAGGUUAAUCUCAUAGGAGACUUUGCUGGUUACACAAAUAUUCCUUCUUUUGAGAACUUCUAUCUUGUAAUCCCAAGAGAGGUGGCGGCAGAAGGACAGCCAGGGAACUUAGGUGGAAACUACUCAAUGUGGAUGCUGCUUGAGAGAGUGAGAUUUACAUUGGAUGGCAUAGAGUGUGACAAGAUCGGUGUUGGCUAUGAAGCUUAUAACAACCAACCAAACUUCUGUUAUGCACCAUAUUGGAGUUGCUUGCAUAAUCAACUAUGGAACUUCCACGAGGCAGAUGUGAACCGGAUAAGCCGCCACCAAUUUCCUUUGUAUGGACUGGAAGGAAGAUUUGAGAGGAUCAAUCAACAUCCUAACGCAGGGCCUCAGUCGUUCUCCAUAGGAGUCACGGAAACGCUCAACACAAAUCUAAUGAUCGAGCUAAGAGCUGAUGAUAUUGAAUAUGUUUUCCAAAAGAGCCCUGGUAAGAUCAUAAAUAUCGCAAUACCGACUUUCGAGACACUAAAACAAUUUGGAGUUGCUGCAGUCACAACCAAGAACACCGGUGAAGUAGAAGCAUCUUAUAGCUUAACGUUUGAUUGCUCCAAAGGUGUGGCUUUCGUUGAGGAGCAAUUCUUCAUUAUAAAACCAAAUGAUGUUACAACUCGAUCUUUUAAGCUGUACCCUACCAAAGAUCAGGCUGCAAAAUAUAUAUGCACAGCUAUACUAAAGGAUUCUCAGUUCAACGAAGUAGACAGAGCCGAGUGUCAAUUCAGCACGACAGCUACCAUACUUGACAAUGGAACUCAGGUUACUAAUCCGUUUCAAAUUCCAGAGACUCUCCCUAAAGGUUUAUUUGAAUCAAUUAGGCUAAUAUGGACCAAACUAGUGAAUGGUUUAGUCGAUUUCAUCACCGGAGAAUCUUGCAGAAGCAAAUGCUCGAGUUUCUUCGACUUCAGCUGCCACAUUCAAUACGUUUGCUUGAGCUGGAUGGUUAUGUUCGGCCUCCUCCUCACUCUCUUCCCUACCACUUGUGUCCUUCUCUGGCUCUUGCACCAAAAGGGACUCUUUGAUCCUUUAUACGACUGGUACGAAGAUCAUUUUGAUUCAGAUCAUCAUCAUAGGUUAUUAUUACAACAGACCAGAGAAAACGCCUUAAACCACCGCCAUCAUCAUCGUCGUCCUCAUCAUCACCAGCAUCGCCAUGGUGUCAAAACGCAUAGUCACCACCAUCGUCGUAGAGUAAACCACAGACACAAACACCAUAAUCAUGGGCAUGAUGAUGACGACGAUGUUUCGCAGAAGAUUCUUGAACGUGACCACAAUGACUCUCACUAUUACCAAAAUCUUCGCCGAGUCCACAAAGAUGGUGGCAAGCAGAAGCAGCGUAGGCGAGGAGAGAAGCACGGGAUCGUCGUGCCAUCUGAUGUGGACGUGGACAGACGGAGGAAAGUGAGGCAAAGGGAGGAGAGUUAAAACGCAGGAAAAUAUCGUCAAUCCUCUAAACAUUAUGGCUUUGAUUCAUGACAUGUGGUAUUAUUGAUUUAGUUUGAAUUAAGUAUAAUUUACUGAUAAUUUGAAAAUGCUACCAAACAUGCAUUAAGUUUGUUUUGUUUGAUUUUAGGUUUGACUUAUCAUGUAUUAUAGUUGUGCUACAAUAUUGAGUUAAAUCUUUUAUAAAAUUAUUAACUCAAAAUUUAAUGCAAGCAAAACUCUAUGUUUUGGAAGUUGAGUUAAAGGUUUAAUUGAGUUUUCUUUCUGAUAUCACUUUCAAGGCUUAGCGGCUUAAGGGUUGUUUUCUUUUUUUCCUUCUUUUUUUUUACUUGUGAAAAUAAAUAAGCUUAAAGUCUGUUUUCAUUUACUUUAUCAUUGAUAAUAGAGUAAAUAUAAUUAUUAGUGAUUAUGAUUCUUUAGAAAAUAAUGUAUUACAAACUGAAAUUUUUUAUUAUUAUGAAAUAUAAAUUAUUUUGUUAUUGUUUUUUUAAUAUUUUAUAUAUUUAUAUAUUUUUAGUUAUUUUAUUUAAAAAUCAUACUACAACUUAUACAUCAAAAAGUAACCAAUCAUAAAUUUUAAUAAAAUGAUAAUUUUUAUUUUUACUGCAAAUGUUCUCCAUAAAUUUAUAGUUUCUAUCACAUCUUUUUUAAUACAAGUUAUAUCGAAUUACAAAAGAUACUACAAAUCAAACUUAAUUUGAAUGGUUGUAAAUUUUUUAAUAUUUGAUUAUUUAAUUAAGGGCUAGAAAGAAAAACUAAUCCUAGAACAAUUUGAAAUAUGUUAUCAAACAAAUUUUAAUUAUAAACAAUUUAACCUAAAUUAAAUAUAUAAAAACUAAGCUAUCGUAAAUAAAAUCACAAAAUAUACAUAUAAAUGCCGAAAUAUUUCAUAAAAUUUUAAAAAUUAUUUGAAAUAAAACCUUACUAAUAAUUAAGACGAUAAAUCAUAGAUUACAUCUAAGUAAUUAUAUAAAUAAUACUACAUAUUAAUUUUGUCUACUAUAUAUAUUCUAAAUCAGUGUCAAUGGAAUCUCUCACAAUUGAAUAUUUAUUUAUUUUUAAUUAUGUUGAUAAUAUGACAGAUUUAUUUUUUUACCAUAAUGAUUGAAAUUUUUUGCGUCAACAUCUUAUUUUGUUUGGUUGAAAAAACAAUCUACAGAUGAAUGUUUUUACUGUUUUUACUUUUAGUGAAUGUAAAAUUUUGUUCGGAAAAAUCCAGUUCUACUUAUAAAUAAAAUAUAUUAUAAUUUUAAUAUAUCUAUAAAUACAAAUUAUAUUAUAGAAACAAGGGUAAAUAUAGCUCUAUUAAAAAUCAAGUUAAUGAUGAAAGUUUUACUGUAAUUCAAAACUAGAUAAUGGUCCGCACCUUGUGUGGAAUAAUGUAAACCCAACCAAUUUUAAAUUUAUUAUUAAUUUUUUAUUUCAGUAUUAAUUAUUAAAUUAUAUAAAUUUUAACUUUGUAUUAUAAAUCAUCUAAUUUUAAUCCAACAAUAGAUGUAUUAAUUCCAUCUUUUUAUUAAGGUGUGUAUUUUUUAGAUUAAAUUCUUAUAUGUAAUAAUAACCAAACUAUCUUUAAAUAACUUAGAUUUAAAAUCAAACAUUUCUUAUAGUUGUACAUUAUUCAUUUGAAAUGUUUGCGUAAAGAUUUUAAAUAUUUGGAAACAAAAAAUUGAUACGGUGAAUUGAAGUAUUUUUAUUUUUUGAAGGGAUGUUAUUCAGUCAAAACUAUUUUUACAGAAUAAGUCAUAUUAUAAAAUUCUAUACAUACAGAUUAUAUUAUAUAAAUAAUUAUAGUAAACAUCUUAAAUAUAUAUCUAUUUAUAACUAUAAAAUUUUAUGACGAAAAUAUAUAUUUUAUAUUAUAUUUAUUUUUCUAGUUAACAUAAACCUAAUAAUAUGUCUUAUAAUCGCCAAAUGUAUAUAUCUUUUAAAUGUGUGUCAAUUGGACGCACCACAAUUUACUAUAAAUUUAAAAUUAUUUAUUUAUUUUAAAUGUAAAUGUUGAUAUUAUGACUCAUUUAUCCAUUUCCAUAAUGAUUAAGAUGUUUCUCCCAAACUUUAAAUAUUUUGAAAUAAAAAGUUCAAUGUUGAAUGAAGUAUUUUCAUUUUUGAAUGAUUUUAACAUUUUUCAAUAAAAGUGAUUUUUAUAGUAAAUUUUGAUUGGUAAUAAAUGAUGAAAACAAAACAUUUUAUGCUCAUUUCUCCCUCCACUGGCUCAUUAUCUAACCAAUGUUCUAAGGAAAUAGCUCAUUUUGUUCUCCAUCCCGAUUCUUCUCUUGCAUGCAAAUAAAAUCUAACUAUUUUCUUUGUUUUUGUGGCACACCAAAAUCUGGUUCCCUCUAAAAACUUUUAUCAAAGAGUCAUGUCAAAACAAAACAAUUUUUUUUUUGUCAACAAACUUUCCAAAACAAAAAAAAUUAACAUUCACAACAUUAUAUAUCAUAUAAUCUUAAUCAGUUUGUAUAAAAUUGAAAUAAAACAUAUAUUGACUAGUUUUAAAAUAGUCAUAAUUAUCAUAUUAGAAGUAAGAAAAUGUUUCAAAUAAAUCAGUUGUUAAAUUUGAUUUAUUGAAAUACAUAACAAAAGAUAAUAUUUAGCCUAUAAAAAUACUUAAAAGGAAAAAAAUUGAUAAGAAACAAUAAAAUAUUGUAUUUUAUUCAAAAAAAUUCCUUUUUAAAUAUUUAUAUGCCACAAAAUUGCUAAGCUAAAGCAACUGUGAGCUUACAACUCUUUAUACCUCCAGUAAAACUUCCUCUAGAAUCGAACUACUAAUACAAUUAUGACUAAGGAUCAUGGUAUGCAUUCAGAAUUAUUAUACAAUUAAUAAAUUUAAAAGAUAUAUAUAGAUAUAUAUAUAUAUAUAUAUAUAUAUAUAUAUAUAUGGUUUAUUUGUUUUCCUACAGAGAUUUAAGAUAACACAGCUCAGAGAUCUCACGGUUGAUUAUGUUUGUUAAAUUCUAAGACAUCAAAACUCCUAGGGGAUUAUUCUUGUUAUACAUCAAUUUUAUAAAACCAUUUUCCUUGGGAGACCAUUUAUAUUAUAAGAUUUUACGAAACACACAAAACAUAUAUUACUAAAUAUAUAUUUUAUGAGUAUUUUAAAUUAGCAAUGGAGUUAAAGCAAAUGUGUGUGUUUUAUUAAAUUUUUUGAUUGGUGUAUCAAAAACUAAAGAGGUGGGAAGUGGAAUUUAAUCAAAAUGUGUCUCAAUGGUAUACAUUUUUAUAAACUGUUUUAUAUUAAAUUUGUGUGUUUUAUUCUUUCAACAUUUAUUUGAUUUGAUAAUUUUUAUUCUAAUGAUGAAUUUGAUCUAACAUUUCAUGAUGAUAAUGGAAAGUGAAAUCACUAAAAGAGACAAGUGCAAAGAUGAUGAUAAUAAAUUGAUAUUUUGAUGAAGAUCCAUGGUAUUCAAAAAGAUGUGUCAAUUGUAUACAUUACAAUUUAGUAUACAGUUUAAAAAUUGUUAUAUUAUUUUCAGUAAAAUUUUAGGGAAAUUGCCACUAAUACCACUUUCAUAAUACCACUUUUCAACUUUACACUUUUCAACUUUACCACUAAAAUUUUAAUGACUAAAGUACCAUUAUACCCUUAUUUAAUCAAACAUAAACAUAUGCCUUCUUCAAAGUCAAAUUUUCCAAAUCUCAGAUUCUUCACGUUGACCAAUUCCGGCGAGAUCUGACGAUGCUGACGAGUUUCCGGCAAGAUCUGACGACGUUGACGAGUUUCCGGCGAGAUUUGACAGAAUCUACAAGCUCAGACGAACGAGACGAUAUCUCUCAGAAUCUGGUGAAGAUCCGACGGCUCCGAGAGCUCGUAAUGUGUCGAGCAGCUUAAGCCUUUGGUGAUCAAACGCCUCCUCUUACGAGUCCGCCGCCGUAUAUUGACAUCUUCGAUUCGCCUCAGCUCAUGUCUUCGCCUGCUCAGGUGAACUCAUCCCUUCCAAUUCCAAUCCCUAGAUGAUGGAUUCCUAGACUAUUUAAAGGAUCAUCAAGUAUUAAGCUUUAACUUCGUUAUGUUCUUGAGUUUGGAAGUUUAACGGUGAUGUAUUCAAAAUUGACUUGAGCAAUACUAUGAUUUAUUGAGUUUGAUAGUUGACACAUCAAUUGAUUCAUUGUUUCAGAGCUAAUGUAUCUUCAGUGGCUGGAUCCCAAGGAGCCUGUAUACAUUUACAUCAACUCCACAGGGACUACUCGUGACUAUGGCGAGACUGUUAGUUUUUUAACUCUUUGUGAAUGAUUUAAGAUCUUUUUUCUCAGUAUUUGUACUAUCUUUUUUCUCAGUAUUUGUACUAUUCUCAAAUGUUUGAAACGAUAUGUUGCAGCAAUGAUCCAGCAGCCUCGUGUGCCUUCUUCUGGGUUGAUGGCUGCCAGUGAUGUCCUGAUUCGUGCCAAAAACGUUUGUUACUCCCUCUGUACACAUUGUAUUCUGGAAAUCUAAUUUCAACUGAGAUAUGUUCAUGAUGUGCUUAUAAGUUCAUACCUAUGCUUCUCACUUGAGCAUUUGGCUAGGAAUUUCAAACUUGAGGUGAAGAAAAAUUUAAUUUCA